AUGGAAACGAGAGAAGUCAAUCGCGAGGUGGUGGGACGAAAAGAAGAAGAGGGAAAAUGCUCGGUAAAGAAGGGAAAAUGGCGACGUCCUUGCUUCGUUUUUUUAACCUUCAUCAUUUAUGUCAUCAUUGGUACCUUUUCCUUCGGAAAGCUCGAAGGCCCAGCAGAAAUAAUCCGCUGCAAAGAAUCUCAAAGGGCGCUUGUUGAAAUGCGGGAUUCCUUCGAGAUCAAUUCCGACGGGCAAUUCGUCCUGUCCGAAAAGAACCUAACGGAUAUCAUCGCAACGGCAGAGGAAUACGCAGGAAAAGGCGUCCCUAUUUCUAUGUUCAAAGAAGAUCCGGAGGAGCCUUGCCCGAUGAACUGGACACCUAAAAGCGCUGUAUAUUUCGUGAUGACCGUCGUGACCACUAUUGGUUACGGAAACACUGCGCCUAAGACUGUGGGAGGCAGAAUUUUCUUUAUUUUUUAUGUGAUACCGGGAAUCGUUCUUUGCGGCGCUCUUCUUGGAGAAAUCGCCAAACUCUAUACAUUUAUUCGGAAGAAAAUAAGACGACGCUUCGAAAAGAUUCCUCUUUUUCUGAAAUUUCUCUUCGUCCUUCUUUUCGGCAUUGGCUUCUUCAUCUGCAUCCCUGCCAUGAUCGUUUGCUUGGUAGAAGGCUGGACCUAUUUUGAGGCUCUGUAUUUCAUGGUGGUUACGUUUACUACUGUUGGAUUCGGGGAUUAUUCUGUUACCCCAGGAAGCAACUAUCAAUUUGGCAUUGUGAUUUUCAUUUAUCUCGGCCUCGCUUGGUUGGGAUCAAUCAUCGGCGCGAUUCAAGAAAAGCUCGAAAACCGACUCGAAUCUUCAGAAAACAACAACGAGGAUUAA
Molecule: messenger RNA, 867 nt
Organism: Oikopleura dioica
Lineage: Eukaryota; Metazoa; Chordata; Appendicularia; Copelata; Oikopleuridae
Source: the annotation of a GenBank genome assembly